This is a messenger RNA of Geodia barretti, 3865 nucleotides long. NCBI's taxonomy places the organism in Eukaryota, Metazoa, Porifera, Demospongiae, Tetractinellida, Geodiidae. The record is from the annotation of a GenBank genome assembly.
CCUUCUUCUCGUAGUUUGUACAAUUUACGCAUGCGCAAAAAUUGGCGGCGCGCGCGAUUUCACGCGCGAAUUUCAACUUUUGAACUUUUGUUAGCACGCUUGACCUGUGCGUGCGUUGAAAGAGUGAGAGCGCGCAGCACAGUGUCAGUGUAGAGCUAGCUAGCCAUGGACGACGACUUGGUGUGUAACUACAGAAAGUGUCGGAAAAGACUCACUAACUUUGCCUGGGUGACUUCCUGCUCUCACAUAUUCUGCGAUGAAGAUGGUAGCAGGGAGUUCAGUAGACAGGCCACCUGCCCUGCAUGUGAGACAGAGCUUCCUGCACAACUGGACAUCACAAAGGUGGACCUUCACCCCAGCGAGCAGUACAAAUCAAUGGUGCUGGCAGGUCACAGACCGGAGGUCGUCAUGGAGAUAUGUUCUAGAGCACUGUCCUUCUGGACCUAUCAGUCCCACCAGGAGAAGGCCUACCAGGAGUACUGUGCCAGCAAAGCCAUGGAGAAGGCUCAGGCACAGGAGAGCCACUAUCGGCAGACCAUAGCAGUCCACUCAACAGAAAACUCAUCUCUCAAGACACAAGUAGCAGCUCUGAAAAGAGAUUUGGAAUCUACAAGGACAAAGUUCAACGAGGCCUCGGAGAAGUUAGUGGAGAAAACGCGACAGUACCAGAAACUGCAGGGAAUGUAUGAUACAAUGAGAAGACGUAACGUGGUACCUGCUGCAGUGUAUGAAGAUGUUCGCUACACUCCGUCGAGACAGGUUUCUCACCAGAGGAGAGGUUAUGAACUGACCCCAGCUGGCUUCCCCUUCGACAAGGAAGCUUCUCUUCCUCAUCGAGCCCACCAAUCUCAUCUGCAGCCAUCAAACUUGACCAAGAAACCCCACCUUCAGGCCCCAGUUGUACCUCUGCUGGGACAAAGGAGAGGAGGUGACCAGAUAUCUGAUCAGUUUACUAUCUCCUCCUCCUCCUCCGCCGCUACUGCCAGAGGUCAAGAGUUCAACUUUGACCCCACCAUUGCUUCUCUUAUUAAUGCUUCCUCCAAUGAUCAUGACGAGUCGGACCUCCCGCACGAGGAGGAGAUUCUGCGCCAUCCGUUCCAGCUCAAGUGCUGGCUCCGCUACAUAGAGCACAAGGGCAGCGCUCCUAAGGCCGUAAUCAACCUCAUUUUCGAACGAGCCCUCAAACAGCUCCCUGGAAGCUACAAGUUGUGGUACAAGUACUUGAAGCUGCGAAGGAAGCAGGUUAAACAGAAGUGUGUGACAGACCCAGCCUACGAGGAGGUCAACAAUGCAUUCGAGAGGGCUCUGGUCUUCAUGCACAAGAUGCCUCGGAUCUGGCUGGACUACUGCCAGUUCCUCAUGGACCAGAGGAAGGUGACCAAGACGAGGAGGACAUUAGAUCGAGCACUCCAGGCUCUCCCUCUCACCCAACACCGGAGGAUAUGGCCACUGUACAUCAAGUUUGUCUGCUCUCAUGACCUCCCCGAGACUGCCAUCAGAGUCUAUCGCAGACACCUCAAGCUGAUGCCAGAGAACACAGAGGAAUUUGUGGAAUAUCUGAUGUCUAUUGACAGACUUGACGAGGCCGCAGUCAAGAUGGCCGACAUUGUCAAUGAUGACAAGUUUGUGUCCAAGGAGGGCAAGUCCAAGCAUCAGUUGUGGCAGGAGCUGUGCAUCCUCAUCUCCAAGAACCCAGAGAAGGUGACAUCGGUCAAAGUUGAUCCGAUCAUCCGCGGAGGAAUUCGCCGGUUCACCGAUAUGAUUGGUCAGCUGUGGUGCUCUCUCUCUGACUACUACAUCAGAGCUGGCCACUUUGAAAAGGCACGAGAUAUCUAUGAAGAAGCCAUACAGACUGUGACGACGGUGAGAGAUUUCAGUCAGGUGUUUGAUGCCUACGUUCAGUUUGAAGAGAGCAUGAUCCACGCCAAGAUGGAGACCGUGGCAGACAUGGGCCCCAGCGGAGACGACGACCUGGAUCUGGAACUGCGCCUGGCCAGGUUCGAGGAGCUGAUGGAUCGCAGACCGUUCCUACUCAGCAGUGUGCUGCUGAGGCAGAAUCCUCACAACGUUCACGAGUGGCUGAAAAGAGUUAAACUUUUCGAAGACAAGCCACGAGAAGUCAUCAAUACAUUCACGGAGGCAGUACAGACUGUCUCCAUGGACCAGGCAGUUGGGAAGGUCCACUCUCUCUGGACCAGCUUUGCCAAGUUCUACGAGGAGAAAGGUCAGCUGGCGGAGGCCAGGGUCGUCUUUGAGAAGGCCACGAGAGUUCCGUUCAGGAACGUUGACGACCUGGCCACUGUGUGGUGUGAAUAUGCCGAGAUGGAGCUCCGCCACGAGUUCUAUGACAAGGCUCUGCAGUUGAUGCAGAGGGCCACUGCCAUGCCAACCAAGAGGGCCGCCUACCACGACAAGAGCGAACCGGUUCAGAACCGGUUAUUCAGGUCUCUGAAGGUGUGGUCGAUGUACGCGGAUCUCGAGGAGAGUCUGGGAACAGUGGACUCCACCAAGGCUGUCUACAAUAGGAUCGUGGACCUCAAGAUUGCAACUCCCCAGAUCAUCAUAAACUACGCCCUCUUUCUGGAGGAAAACAACUUCUUUGAAGAGGCUUUCAAGGCAUAUGAACACGGAGUGUCUCUGUUCAAAUGGCCACACGUCUUUGACAUUUGGAACACGUACCUCACGAAAUUCAUCAAACGAUAUGGAGGAAAGAAGCUGGAGAGAGCUCGUGAUCUGUUCGAGCAGGCUCUGGACGGCUGUCCUGCCAAGUUCGCCAAAACCAUAUUCCUGCUGUAUGCCAAGCUGGAGGAAGAACAUGGACUGGCAAGACAUGCCAUGUCUGUCUACAACAGAGCUACCACUGCUGUACUGGCUGAGGAACAGUUUGAGAUGUUCUCCAUCUACAUCAAGAGAGCAGCCGAGGCGUUUGGCAUCACUCACACCAGGGAGAUCUACGAGAAGGCAAUCGAGGUGCUCCCUGACGAAGGGUCAAGGGACAUGUGUAUGAGGUAUGCUCAGCUGGAGACCAAACUAGGAGAGGUGGACAGAGCUCGCUCUAUCUACAGCCACGGGUCACAGUUCAGUGAUCCCAGGACGACCAAGUCCUACUGGAAGGUGUGGCAAGAGUUUGAGAUUCGCUAUGGUAACGAGGACACCUUUCGUGAGAUGCUUAGGAUAAAGAGGAGCGUCCAGGCCCAGUACAACACUCAGGUCAACCUCAUGUCGGCUCAGAUGUUGGCCACUGCCAACAAGGAGGUCCAGGUCACAGGAGAGAGUCUGGAUGAGAUGAGGUUGCUGGAGGAACAAGCUCGCAGGAUCGCGGAAGAGGCAAAGAAAGACAAACCCAAGACCAUGACCUUUGUCAAGAGCAGCGAGGCAUCAGCAGAGAUGGAGGAGAUGGCCAAAGUGUCGGGUGCCAACCCGGAUGAGAUAGAGCUGGGGGACAGUGGAGGGGAGGAGGAGGAGGGUCCCGAGCCGGUACCGGAACCUGGCCAGAACCAGAAGGAGGUGGAGAUCCAGGAGCAGGUGGUCCCGUCUGCUGUGUUUGGAUCUAUUCCGGAGGAGAUGCAGGGAGCGGUGCUGGGCGCCAGGCAGAGGUUCUCUCUCACAAAGAAGACUUGACACAAAAUCUAUUUUUAGAGAAUUCCGUUUUCACCAUUGUCAUUGUUCUAACUCAACCUCAGUGUAUAAUUAUACUGUGAAUUAUACAUUAUUCAAUGUGAUUGGUUCGUGAUGAGGUAAUGUCAGUGAUUCGAUGCAGUGCUGUCGUCAAUGGUCUGCUAACAGUUGUCUGAAGAUGACCUUGACUUCACUGCUUAUCCACUGUCCCACUUGCAUCUACCUGCACAAGUACAAGUAGUAGUGA